AAUGCAAUAUAUGACAUACUCUGCCAAAGAAUUGAAUACAUACAGAAGAAUCAUGGGUCUCCAGAGUAAAUUAUGGAACAUUUUUCAACGAAUUUAUCUUAUUGGAAAACAACCAACUAAUUCAAAUCUAUGUAUAUAUAUACAUAAAUAGAAAGAGAUAUUUGAUGAUUUUUAUUCAUCAUAUUUUAUAUUUCAAAACUACUACAAAAGAUCAAUAAAAUUGAUUAUAGAAAGUAAUGGCUGUGGAAAGAUUGGGUAUAUUGCUACAAUUUAAAAAACCAAGAUCAGAAAAUAGGUCGUUGUUGCCACCACAAGAAGAAAAGCCAUGGAAUUGCUUAUUUCGUUCUUUUCAUCAUCCACAUGAAGAAAAUAAAAAUCCAACCCAUUCAUGUUGGUCAUUUUUAAGUUGGAUUAAUAUCAAAACUAAAUCCAAAGCAUGUUGUAUGAAGGAUCAUGGAUUAAAAUCCCAAGUGCAUCCAUUAUCAUCAAGGGUUAUUAGAAGGCGAAAUAGUCAUCCCGUGCAUCAAGAUGAACUAGAACAUAAAUACAAAAAUAAAGAUGAUGAAGUCUUUAGAUUGAAAACAAUUCAACCUAACUCAUCCUCUAAAAGAAGUAAUAGUUGUGAAAGUAAACAUGCAUCUACUCCGCAACACAUUCCAUGUUGUCUAUACCAAUCAAAGUUUAAUUGGAAAAUGGGACAAACCAUUUUAGAUGUUUGGCCCAAAAAGUCUUGUGAUUUUAAAACUCAUACACAAAAUAUAAGAUCAUCAAUAACAACUUCAUCAAAUUGGCGUUGGUUUCAAUCAUCAAAUUCAAUGUUUCAAGACUUUUUGGAGGAUUCGAAAAUUUUGAAGAAUAUAGAUUCAAAGGAUUUUAAUGAGUAUCGUGAAUUGUUGUUGAAUGAGCCAUUAACUCAUGAUAGGUUGCAAUAUUACCCAAAAAUUGUGCUAAGGGCUUUUGUAUAUUUGCUUCGAAAUCAACAACCUCCUCUAAACUUUCAUAAAAAAAUACUAAUCAAAUUGUGUACAGAAUGGACAUGCAAAAACAAAAAUUAUUUUUGUAUUUUUGAAAAAAAAUCAAGUGAAUUGUUGGAAAAUGGACCCAAAAGCUUGAAUUUGUCAAAUACCGGUUUAUUAACUAAGAAUUUUAAUAAAGCCGUAAAAUGGAUCUCUACAAAAAAAGAUACUUUGAAAUUAUAUUCUAGUGAAUCAUCAAGCAGUAAUCAUACACACUUGAAUGGAUCUAUAAAUGACAAACAAAGUAUGAAAUUAAGCAAUGAACUCAUGUUUGAAGAACAAAAUCAACUUGUUUGCAAUAAUGAAGAUGAAAAAGAUGACAAUUGGUGCAACAACAAAAAUAAAGAACCAUCUAAUGUUUUUGAAGGAAUUCAAGAAACAUUUUGUCCAUGUUUUACUUGUAGCAAUGACAAUACUUUUUGCCAUGGAUGUAUGUGUACAAUAUGCAAAGAUACAGGUCCACUUCGAGAGCCUAUAUUUUGGUUAAAAUGUGUAGAAUGUAUACAUAUUACACACUUACAAUGUGCAAGCAAGGUGGGAUUUGUGGGGUUCAAUUCCAUGAGAAACCUUGAUGGAGAAUAUUGGUGCCAAAGUUGUGAUGCAAAGAAAGACCUCAUUUCAUACUGGAAAUCACUAUUAAAAGAAGCAAGUCAAUGUGACAAUAUAUCUAGGCUUGAACUUCUACUUUAUUGUGCAAUGUCAAUUUUGAAAAAUACAAAGCGUUCAAAAUAUGAAGACCUUCAAAUUCUUGUUUGUGAAGCAUGGGGUUUAAUUGCUAAGGGUGCUCAAUUAGCUGAUAUUCAAAUUCUCAUUGGAAUUAUAUGUAAAAAUUUUGAAUCAAUCAAUGACUUAAAAGGAAAUGAUGACCAAAACAAGAAUCUACAAGAAAAUGAGGAAAAUUAUUUGAAACAAGCAGUAGAUGACAUUGCAGGAGUACAAGAAACAAUAAAAGAAGUAGAAGCAUGGAAACUUGUUCUUUUGCAAACAGAAGAACAACUUAAGCGUCUCAAGCUCAAAUUGGAGCUCAAAUCCAAAAAUGCCAAUAUUUCAAAUCAAAUUACUACAACUACCACGAAAAGAAAUUUUCACAACCCAAAUGAUAAUCUUGUCGUCAUUUAUGAUUAAUAAUAAUUUGGAUUCUAGCACAAGUUUUUUUAUAUGCAAAAAAAAAUUAAACAAAGCUUUUCAUGUAGAGUAAAAUGGCAUUUCUAGCAAAUGCAUUAGCAUGUUGCUAAUGUGUAUUGGUUUAUAGAAAGUGCCUAUAUAGGUCUUUUCUAUUUUUGAAAACCAGUUUGAUUCAUACAUUUGUUUCAUUCAGAUAAGUGUUGAGAGAACCCCGACCUAUCUGUUUUUAUUUAAAUAAAUUUCUAGUAAAAAUUGUGUGAAUAAAGAAUCGUUUGUACUAA
Messenger RNA from Physcomitrium patens, 2422 nucleotides. The record is from RefSeq and is a predicted model, not a curated record. Lineage: Eukaryota; Viridiplantae; Streptophyta; Bryopsida; Funariales; Funariaceae.